Mollisia scopiformis is the source of this 1588-nucleotide messenger RNA. RefSeq lists its product as uncharacterized. Lineage: Eukaryota; Fungi; Ascomycota; Leotiomycetes; Helotiales; Mollisiaceae. Bases 104 to 1189 code for a protein of 361 amino acids. The record is from RefSeq and is a predicted model, not a curated record. The transcript has a single exon.
CCAUCACUCCACAUUGUUGCCUAGCUAUUGUCAUUUCUUUGAUACUUCAACGUCAAUUAGGAGUAUCGUCUCACAUUCAAGAUUUCUCUACUUUCAUGCGACCAUGCCUUGCCUGUCAAUUGCCAGAGCUACCGUCUCGUUGAUAGUCCUUCAAGUCGCGAUCGUGCAUGCGCAGUCCGGGUACUUUCCUGACUGUCCUGCGGCAGUAGGCAUCGAGAAUGGGGACUUUGAUAGCGGGCAACUCGCCCCAUGGUCAACUCCGUCAGCAUAUACAGUGCACCCAACCAUCUCCGUUGUGUCCCCAGGUUACUACAGCGCAGAUGCACUGCAACUUGAGUUCCCAGCAGCCAAUGUGACAAGUUGGUACUUCUCACAGGAGGUGGGUCUCCAGUGUGAGGGCUCGCAGUACUCCACAUCAUUUAGCCUCAACUGGCUUAAUUUCUCCAUUCAAGGCGACCCUGACACCAACUUCUGCCAUUUGUCGGUUGCGUCCUCAUACUGUUUUCAGACGUCGCCGUAUUCAACUCCAUUUCCUGGCGAUUAUAAUGCAAGCAAUACUCCUGGCUGGCAAAACCAGUCUUACAUUUGCACGGCACAAAAGAGUGGCUACGCAACUUUCAACGUAAACAUCGGCUGCCUUGCAACUUACACCAUCCCAGCCUUUACAUGGCAAUUUACCAAUUUUGAUGUUCAUUUGGUAGGAAACUCAACGCCGGUUCAAUCAGCUCCACCAUUUCCAUUGACGUCCUCUUCAUCGACCCCAUUUCAAUCGAGAUCAACGCCUUCUCUGACGCCUACGCCUACACAACUGUCAAGUGCAUCAAGCUUCUCAUCGACCAUUAUAUCAAGCGCCACGGCGACUUCAUCGAACAUCCCAACGAGUUCAGGAACUAUCCCGACAAGCUCGAUCAAUAUCCUAACCUCAUCUAUGCUAACGAACAUGACAACUAUCCCAAUAAGCCCGACAGUUGUCUCUACGAGUGUUACCAAUGUGUUGACAACCUCGACAAAUCCAAAGACAAGUCCCACGACUCCAAGUCUAAGCGCCGCUGACAGACUAAGCCAAAGUUCCACCAUUUACUUCUUGCUAGGCUUGACGGGACUUAUCAUAUGGUCACAGCAUACGCCUAGAAUUCCCUUUUGCUAUGAAUCGCAUUUCAAUACUUUUUCAUAUCAAGCCACUCCUUAAGGAGCGCUUUCCUUCAGCAUCCCUCAAAAUGAAUCUCCGAACGUGCUAUAAUUUUCCUGUUGUGGGAGAAAGCUGAGUUGCGGAAUACGCAAGCGAGUUGAAUGGGGCGAACGGGAACAGGCUUUGUUUCCACGCCCAUGUCUGAAAAGGGGUUUAACUGUGGAAACGUAUCCUCCUGGAAUUAUUUCUUCAACGCAAUCCUUUGUUCAUCUCUUAUGAAUCUUGUUGUUGGAACUGCGGUACAGGAUGACUGGCUCAAUUCAUAUUUGUACCAAUCUAAUGAAACACAAUGCGCAAUUGAUAUUUCUGCAGCAAACGCCUCUCACAUGCUAUGCUUAUCUUGAACCUCAAGACGUUUCACUCCUGAAAGUCCACAUCAAAAUAACUUAGCAAAAAACU